Molecule: messenger RNA, 5896 nt
Organism: Leptidea sinapis
Lineage: Eukaryota; Metazoa; Arthropoda; Insecta; Lepidoptera; Pieridae
Product: transcription factor Sox-12-like
Exons: 2
Coding region: 348-1181 (277 amino acids)
Biological process (GO): anatomical structure morphogenesis; regulation of DNA-templated transcription; cell differentiation
Molecular function (GO): RNA polymerase II cis-regulatory region sequence-specific DNA binding; DNA-binding transcription factor activity, RNA polymerase II-specific
Source: RefSeq, a predicted model, not a curated record
GCCGAGCGCUCAGUAGGUUCUCAGAUAUCGCGGAGUACGCACGUAGCCGCCGAACGUAAUGCUACACACGAUUGAUAAAUAAACGGAAGCGGUUCGCAGAAAUUAUGACUUUUGGACUGAUCGCGUGCAAAGAAGAUAGCGGAAGAUUAUUUGUUCUCGAUCGGAAAUUAAGAAUAGUGUCGAGGUAUUGGGAGAUUUUCGGCGAUUUGUCCGCCGAGAGGCUACCGAAAGAGAGGCUUCUUGUACUUUAAGACCCUAAUUUUGUGCUGUGUUACUGUUUAGGUGAACUGUGUUGUGUUUUGUUAUAAGGGGAUUUUUAUUAUUUUUUUUUUCGUUGGAUUUGCAAAAUGGUUCCCCAACAAAUUUCGGAUGUACGAUCCAUGACACCCACUUCUAGUGGCGUCCCAGUGUUUGGAUCUCAGCUCGUUGACAAGAACUCUUCAACUCCCUACACUGAUGCUACUCAGACGAAAAAGAAUAACCCGAACCACAUCAAGAGGCCGAUGAAUGCAUUCAUGGUGUGGUCUCAGAUUGAACGCAGAAAAAUAUGUGAACAAACGCCUGAUAUGCAUAAUGCGGAAAUAUCAAAAAAUCUAGGACGCGUCUGGAAGACUCUGAAUGAUGAGGAAAGACAGCCCUUUAUAGAUGAGGCUGAAAGGCUGAGACAGCUUCACAUGCGCGAGUAUCCUGACUAUAAGUACAGGCCUCGCAAAAAGACUACCAAACCUCCUCAACGGAAUGGGGGCAUUACCAAACAGAAACGCAAGCAGAGAGCUGACACGAACAACAACAGAGGCGUGGCCAGACGACGCUCGAGACCGACGCCUCCGAGCGUUCCCAGCAUGCCUCUCGAGACGCCCGCGCCGCCGGCACUCCCCGCGUCACCUGCGGGAGCACCAGACUCCCCAGAAUCAGCUUGCCUUUAUGAUGACAACUCGCGCCGGGAGCAGACGGACCUAACGGACCUCUACUCCAUAACGGACUUACUCCCUCUGCCCGCUGAUUGCGAAGUAGACCUAGAUGCGCUGACGGACAUGGAGUCCUUCGAAACUGCUUCGUCGUCCUCGGGAUCGCAUUUUGAAUUCUCGUGCACACCCGACGUGUCCGAUAUGCUGAGCGAGAUCGGAGUGGCAGGCGAGUGGGAUGAGCACACCUUCUCGUCGUACCUCACGCCGUCGUAGAGCGGCGCGGGUCCUCUGGCCCGAUGGCCGACCACUGAUCUCAUCCCCGCGCCGCUGCGCCGCCCCGCCUAGAGAGUGCCUACAUCCAAUUGACGUGUCGACAUUUGGAUCCAAUGUACAAAGUUAUAUAAUAAGGUGUCGAGUGUGAAAUUUUGAUUUAAAUGUCACAAGGCAAUAUGGCCUCAUUUCACCUCAGUUGUCUCGGUUUAUCGUUUAGUUUAGAAAGUGAACUUUUGUGACCGUCGUCCCGAAAUAUGAGGACAAACAAGGUUUUUAAAGGCUGUGAGUUGGUUCUUUUUAAAAUCGCAUUGCUUUUUGAUUUUCAAUUGUUGAAAAUGUCUAUCGGGGUGAUUUCCAAACGGCACGUCUCAGAUGCAUCUCAGUAAACAAUCCGUCUAAGUCUCCGUCGCCUGGUUAGCAAGCAACUGAUCAGUCAGGUCAGCUUGACGCACGCUCGCGUUGUCGGGUCCGUAUUCUGUAUGUUUACAUUACGACUUGGCUUCAUUAUUAUUAGUUUGCGAUCCCUCGAGCCCUUACUUUGUGUAAUGUUCAUCCUAAAGCUAAUUUUUAUUUACGUUUAGAGCAUUCAUUGUUCGUAGUAGGUCACUAGAAUUAUAAUCACAACUCUUGCGUCUUCUGCGCACGUUCACGAUACGUUCAUACACACAUAGAUAAUAAUAAUUGGACAGUUUAUUUUUACUGAUGGAAGCUAAUCGGUAUGUCAUUGGAAGAAUUUCGGAAUGCGUGAUUAGAAGUUAGAAUUAUUCGGAAUGGUAGCCCAUGCGGUAUAUUUAAAUAGAGCUACGAACGUAAGAGUUGAUCAAUGUUCUUUAAAUGUUAAGUCUUACAUGCGUAGCUCUUCUUAAAAUUUUCUAAGGAAAUUUACUUAGCAAGGGAUAUGUGUAGGUGUUUCACUAUAAUAUCUUGCUAUUUAUUCAUUAGGUCGCUUAAAAUAAGGUCUCUCAAUGGUAAGAUUCUAUGUAAUGUAAAAGUUUGUUGGCACCUCAGGAUUGCUGCAAAAGGGACACUUAAUAUCUCUUUUAUUUAUCUUCGUCUUCACGCUUUUCGAUGUAUUUAGAAAAGUACAUAUCAAUAAAGGGAAUGCACUGAAUCGCGGGACGGUAAAGUUGUUUAAGCCAUAGUUCGGUUACACUCAAAUAUUUCGCAAAUUCAAACUGUGAUUUACUUUAUGGAAUUUCUAAAUUUUAAGAAUAUAUAGUGGAGACUGAUAUCGCUUUAGAUUAGUUUUAGCCGCGCUAGCUUCUCUUAACCUUUUAAUUUUAGAACUGUUCUUCAUCCAAGAACAAUAUGUGCAUAUUUUUGAUAUUUUCUUUGCUGUGGCAAUCGAGUCUUUGAAACCAAGAAACAGCCGUGACCAACCGUCUCGAUUUUCACAGGGAAGUAACAAUAAAUCGAUUUGUAUUUUCAUAAACUGUCAAUUCAUUGUAAUUUAUGUCAGUUAUUCGUCUAACGUCUACUUAAUAAUCUUCUCUUAUAAAUAUAAAGUCUUUUAAAACAGUGCAGAUAUCGAAAGUUAUUAUUGAUAUGUAAUAAUACAGUAGGUUUUCUGUGUCCCUAAAAUAAUGAUAAGAAAUGAUCCGUUGUGCUCUAAGAAAAAAAUGCUUUACCUAUACUCUUAUAUUCUUAUAAACAUAUUGUAAAUCUUCGCUUAAUACUUUGUAAGUGUCUACGAAAUGUAAUUAUUUUUUAAAAUUGCAUAGAUGAGGGUUAUCUAUACAUGAUUAUGCAAAUCUGUAAUUUAUACUAUCUACUGUGUGUUGUAGGGCAAUAUUAUGAUAGAAUAUAUACAAUCGAUAAUACUUUAUUAAAAGUACAUUUGUGCCUAAUGAAAAUUUCGUAAACUUCAAAUAUAAAUAUAUUUAGAGAUGCUCAACUUUACCUAUAUAAGCAAGUAGAUUGUAGAUGCUGUUCAAAUCUGUCUAAAGUUAUUAACAUUAAGAUUAUCUCGAUUGCCAGAUUUGCAUUUUGUUUUAUUUGCUCCAAGCUAAAAUGUAUGUAACGUAAAUACAUAAACUUUAAGUACACAUUUAUCCUUAACAUGCAAACGCCUUAUAUCUUUCCAAUUCAGUUUCUGUAACCUUUACUUCACGAGUAUUUUGAAACUUUGACAAUAAAAUUUUACUUCUGUGUAAGUUCCAAACAGACUUACUAGUCUUUCCGUGCGAGUACGUUUUGAAUAUACCUCAAUUUUACCACUGUCGUUUAUUUUUAUAGCUUUUUUCGUAGUAAAUUUUGCCAUUAUUUCCAAUGUGAUUUCAAAUUCAACGAGUCAAAGCAAUAAACUUUAAAUACGAAUGCUCAAAUUAGUGUAAAAAUCUUCUCUCCUUUUAAAAUCUGCAUUCGUGAAUCGUAGAAUAUUUCAUGUGUUAAACUCUAAUUGUGCUCAUGAUUUUAAUUAGAGGGAAGACAUUAAAUUAACCCCUGAGUAAUUUAAAACAACAUCGAAUUUAAUGUAUUUGUGCAUGUUACAGUUCAAUGAUUGGACUUAUCAGGGUUUGAUGUUUUAUUUUAAAUUAAGAUUGUAAUCUAUUCUUCAAUGAACGCGUUCAGUGUCCCAAUUCGUUUUAUUUUGCUUGGAUAUAGGCUUCUUAGUAGCCUUCGUCUUUUAAUAAGUGUAAUAAUGUAAAUAAGUAUUAAAAUUGUUAAUAUUGAAAAGUCAAAAUAAAGCGAUACUGUGAGAAAUAUUAGAUUAUAAAUGAUUUAUGCGUCAUAAUGAAUUAAAUAUCGUAGAAGACGUUGUAGCUAUUGUAGAUUUUGUAAUAUUAAAGUAUAUCUUUGUAAAAGAAGAAUUGUUGUGUACCUCAAAAGCUUUCUAUCUUCUGUGAAAGUGAAUACUGAAUCUUCUAAAUUUUACUUUUGUUCCCUUACUAAUAUUUACUUAUAAGUAAACUUGUCAUGUUGAUUAAAUUCAACAAUUUUAAAAUGUGUAAGAGAUACUGAGUAAGAAAAAAAAGUAAAGUAUGUAGUGUUUGUUAUAUUUACACAAGAUAUAAAUGUAAUCAUUAACAAUAAUCGUAUUAGUAGAUGUCACGGUUGCAAAUUGCGAUAUUACAAAAGCUUUUAAAUAUCGAUAAGUCUUGUAUAUUUGUUUAAAAGUGUUAGUGAAUCAUUCACAGAACUGAAAAAAGGUUGAAAAUAUUCUCGUUACGUUGUUUGAAAUUUGAACAAUUAUAAGUGUAUCAUAUGUAUGUAUUGUUGAUUUUAUUUGUAAGCAUCUUUUAAACGUUCGUCGACGUUUCCUUCUCUUUGAGACACAACGAAAAUUCUCCAACUUUCACUUAGCACACUUUCAUAAUUGUAAUACUUGGUGUCUGUAAGAUUAAAUUUUAAAACGUUUAUAACCAACUUAUAAUUAAGACAUCAAACCGUAGAUUGUGUAUUACCAUAAUUAAAGUUCAGAUAAUCUUGUUAACGUAGAUUUAUCAAUAAGAAUUGAUAUUGUAAUGUUUAAUGUUAAUUAUAAAUUGAAAACAAAAUCCGCACAAUGAAGUCAUGGAACUAACAUAGUUGUAAAUGAAAUAGGUAUUAUUGAUAUAAUUACGAGUAUAGUAACAGAUAAGUGUGAUAGAUAUUGCGUUCCAUAUAUUCUGGGGUAGGUUUUAUAGAUGUUUUCUUGCAAACGAAUAACAACUUCGCUUCACCUAGUAAUCCUAAGAACGUACAGAUAACUAAGAAGUUUAAGUUUACAUUAUUAUAAAGGCUAUCUGUAUAUUUUUAGCAUUCUAUGGAUCCUACUGUAUAUGCGUAAAAGCUUUUGACAUUAUUCCAGUAAUUUCCAUUGUAAAUAUAUUUUCUAAUUGAACAAAAAUUUUAUAAAAAAAAAAUGGUCCAUUAAACUUUAUCACGUAAUUUUAAGAUAGUGAUUAUAAGAACAUAGCAGCAUAUGUAUACUUAUGGAGAUAUUGUGUGUGCUUACCUUGUUAUUGAAAUACCUAAUGCCAAACGAAUUUCUACUUUGAAGCUAAAAAGCAUGGCUUUAAACAUUAUGAUUGAACUAAAACUUGCACUCUCAUCUCUGUAGUAAUUAACAACCUUGUACAUAGAGUUAUCAUUAAGGCCACAUAUUCAUUCAUACAUACGAGUAAUAUAGUGUCCAGAAAGAUUCUAGUCUUGAAAUAUUUUCGAGCACAUUAUAUCAGCGUGUUUUCAUUCGUAGCUGCCGACUUCGGUCGGUUUUUCUUAAAUUACGGUGGCCUUUCCAUAUUUGAUACCUGAUUUUUCUUAGAGUGUUUUUAAUUGAUACCAAAAAUAAUUGAUGCUGUUAGACACCGUUACCGAUGGAUCUCUUUCUUUAAGUAGCACAAAACUACGGUUUUCGGCAAAACCAAAUAAUGACAAUUUUUUGUCGUAAUUUUAAUUGGUUUCAAAAUGUAUAUAGAUUGUUUAGGCCCAGCUGUUUCGAACACAUCAAUGCCACUGGGUACGAGAACAGUGUGGCGAUGGUUGGUUUCUUUUAUAAGUUAAUAUCGAAUGAGGAUCUUGGUUUACAUUUGAUUUUCUCAUCCGUUGUAUAAAUUAUUCUCUCCUACUGUUAGGUACUCUUGCAUAUAAUGUACGUAGUUGUUUAAAUGUUAAGUAUAAACUAAAAUAACGUAGUUACUUAAGUAAACGUGUACAUUUUGUAUCGUACUUUGUUUCAAUAAUGAAUAUAUAUUAUUAUUAUAUGGUAAAAUAAAUCAAGUUUUUUAAAAAUA